This is a messenger RNA of Archocentrus centrarchus (flier cichlid), 1459 nucleotides long. RefSeq lists its product as uncharacterized. The record is from RefSeq and is a predicted model, not a curated record. The transcript has 4 exons. Lineage: Eukaryota; Metazoa; Chordata; Actinopteri; Cichliformes; Cichlidae. Bases 184 to 1053 code for a protein of 289 amino acids.
ACCACAGAAACGAGUCUCUCUCUCGUCAUUGGACUUCUGAGCGAUUUUAACCUCAUUUGAAGGAUUUCAGCAGCAGGUUUUGAUGUGUCGGAGCUUCCAGACGGCCUUUAAACGCAUCAUGAUGUAAGUGGCUGCAGUGACGCGGACUCAGACACCUGCAGCAGGUGAGCUGCUGCCAACAGGAUGUCCUGCUGCUGCGCGGAGCUGCUGGAUGGGAUCAGGAAGGAGGAGGAGGAGGAGGGCAGGAGGAAGAUGGACGUGUCUCUGCUCAGAGAAGAGUACAGGAGCUCCAGAGAGAGGAGGAGGAGGCGCACUCAGGUGCUGCUGUUCAGGACAGUGUCGGAGGAGCUGUCAGAGGCCGUCAGCAUCGUCCCCGUUGCCCAGGGCCAGACGUCACCAUGGGAACCAAACGGCACUACACCACCGGCUGUGACCUUUAACCCCGAACAAAUGAUCUGUGACCCCUGGCAUGUCCACCUGGACCUGCACCGACGCUCCUGCCCAAGAAUCAUCACCCAGCUGCCAGCAUCCUGCCCGGAAACAUCCAGACGUUCCUGCUCGUCCUCCUCGGAGGCCGGCGGCUCCCAGCAAGAGUCCGGGUGCAGGAAGCUCUCCGGUUCUCUGAGCAGCUUCACAGAAACGUCUCCCUGCUGCACCUUCAUCACCACACGAGAGGAAGAAGAUCCAGACCCUGCAUCCUUCAGAGGCUCCGAGAUGGUUCAGGCUCUGCUUUCUCCUAACUCCUCUCUGUGCACUGUUUCAGAGGGAUGCUCCACCCCCAUCACUGCCUCCAUGGUGUCCUCACCCAGCACCUCCACCACCAACCUGCACCAGGACCAGGAGGAGAACCAUUCUGCAGAGAAGAAGACCAGUAACAGUGUCCUGGAGGGAAGGAGCUCCAGGAAAUUCUCAGCCCCGGCUCUCAGGUUAGCCAGGCAGCUGAGCGUAGGGGGGGCGGCAUCAUCCUCCCAGAUCUACUACCCGUUCCCCAGCAGGAGGACGCCGAGGAUCUCCGAGGCUGCCAGGAGGCUGGGGAUGUACUCGACCUUCUGAGGAGGGCCGGGUUCAGCAGCGAGUCGUAGAUGGGGAGCCCCACACGGACCAAUCCGAAUAAAUCACAAGAACCAGAAUCCGAGUUUUCCUCAGAGACCCGUCAGAUGUUCAGCAUCUCCUGACAGAGCCACAGAUGUUUUUAUACAGUUUGUAUCUCUGCCUCUCCAUCCUUCUCUGAGGAUAAUUAUUAGCCACAGUUAUAGAUGCUGCUUUAUGUCAGCGGGUCACUGAAGGUUCAGCAGCUCCAUUUUAAUCAGCAGACCUUCAGCUCUGUCAUUGUUCUGCUUGUAAACGUCUUCCUGGGUCGUCUUCCAUGAAUCAGGGUUUCACAGCAAUCACACACUGAAUGAGUAAAUCCCAAAAUAACACAAACGCAGCGUGAAGCAGCUGCACUUCCUGUUAAAUC